AUGAGGAGAUCCAUUGGGGAGAAGGGGCAAAGGCAGGCAGAGCUAGAAACGGCACGACUGGCCAAGGAGAAAGAGGAGGAAGAGACGAGGCAACAGACUUUGCUGAUGAAGAAAGAGAAGGAUAUACAGAAGAAAGCGAUCAAAAAAGAACGGCAAAAGCUGCGCACAACUUGCAAGAACUGGAAUUACUUUUCCGACAACGAGGCAGAAAGCGUCAAGAUGAUGGAGGAAGUUGAGAAGCUUUGCGAUCGUCUGGAGCUGGCAAGCAUGCAGUGCUUGAAUGAAGCACUUACCUCCACAACCAAGGACGAAGGGAAGGCGGCGGUAUUAAAACAGAUAGAACAAGUAAAUGAACAGGUAAGGAGAGAAAAGGAAGAAGCAGAAGCUCAAAUGCGACAAGCCACAAAGAGCUCGGACAAGUCCACAACUGGAAGCGUUGGGGGCAGCAAGAACUGGUCUGAAGAUGACCUCCAGUUGCUAAUUAAAGCCGUCAAUCUCUUUCCUGCCGGGACAAACUCAAG
Protobothrops mucrosquamatus (brown spotted pit viper) is the source of this 521-nucleotide messenger RNA. RefSeq names its product dnaJ homolog subfamily C member 2-like. NCBI's taxonomy places the organism in Eukaryota, Metazoa, Chordata, Lepidosauria, Squamata, Viperidae. The annotation marks the transcript as partial. The transcript has 5 exons. Gene Ontology annotation, cellular component: cytosol. The record is from RefSeq and is a predicted model, not a curated record. Gene Ontology annotation, biological process: 'de novo' cotranslational protein folding; regulation of translational fidelity. Gene Ontology annotation, molecular function: ribosome binding; Hsp70 protein binding.